UUUUGAUUAGUAAACAAGGUAAACAACAAAAACAUUGAAGUUCAAUGAUUGAUCUUGCAUAAACAAACGAAAGAUUAUAACAGAAGCUGCUAUGGACCAUUUAAAGGCUGACGACGACUUUAAGAACCUCCUGUCAACUCUUGUUCCCCAAAAUCAUUUGGCUAAUGCACUCGACGCCAAUAGAACAACCAAAAAGGCAUUCAGGAUCCUUUUUGAGAAGAGGAAAAUCCCGGAAAAUGGAUGGAGUGACUUUAUGAUAGAGCAAAUGGUUCAAUACCUUUCAUCCUUAGACAGCAACAAUUUCCCCAAUAAAUGCGGAGUUGGAGAGAGGGAAGCUCGAAUUUAUUGCAGUCUCGUUGCCCGUCGGCAUUACAGCUUCGGUCAUGGUAUUGGCAGAUCCGGUGAUCUGGAAGAAUCACAACCGAAAGCAGUUGGAUCCAGCAUCAUGAAUCAGUUGACCAAUGAAAUGCUAUUAGACUUGUACAGCACAUUGACGUCACAUAAGUUCAAAAAAACCGUUCUGGUUCCGAUGGCUACCGGCAUGACAUUAGCUCUGUGCCUGUCGACCAUUAAGAAAACUCGUCCGAAUGCCUCCUACGUGUUGUGGUCGCGAAUCGAUCAGAAGUCGUGCUUCAAGAGCAUCCUGGUGGCGAAUCUCACACCAAUCAUCAUUGACACUGUUCCAACGGAAAACGGUCUGUCGACAAACGUUCCAGCAUUCCAGCAAAAAAUCGAGGAACUCGGACCGGACAAUAUUGUGGCCAUUUUCUCCACGACCAGUUGCUUCGCUCCUAGACAAUGUGACGAUGUGUCUGUCUUAUCGUUGCUGGCUAAAGAAAAGGACAUCCCGCACCUGGUGAACAAUGCGUACGGAAUGCAAAGUAAACGGAUUAUGAAUAAAAUUGGCAACGUGAUGGCCAACAAGGAUUGUCGGUUGGAUCUGAUAGUGCAGAGCACGGACAAAAAUUUAAUGGUUCCCGUGGGUGGUGCUGUAGUCGCUGGAAAUGGAGAAUUGAUUGAACUAGUGGGCAAACAAUACGCUGGACGGGCAUCGUCGUCGCAAACGUUGGACGUUUUCAUGACAUUGUUAGCAUUGGGAAAGAAUGGAUACUUGAAGUUGGUGGACGAACGGAAUUCAGUGUUUCAGUAUAUGAAAAGUGCGCUGAUGGCGCUGAACACGACCGAUGUCAUUGCAACAAAAGAAAAUCCAAUCUCCGUAGCGGUGACGCUACGUUCGCUGCAGACAGAAAUGAACGUAGGAUCCAUGCUAUUCAAACGGGGAAUAUCGGGUGCACGGUUUGUGUCGAGCGGUGAAAUCAAAUCAAUCGACGGAUAUACAUUUGAAGGAUGGGGUACGCACAGUUCAAGGGCUAAUAUCAACGCGGCGUACUUGACAAUGGCUGCAGGAAUUGGUAUCGAAAAGGCAGAUGUUGAUGUUGUCAUGGAAAAGCUGAUUGAAGUUCUCGAUAAAAUAAAAUCCAUCUCAAACGUCUGAACAGAAUGGUUUUAUUGUGAAGCGAAUAAUAUGGCAACACAUUUAGUCUGAGGGAUAAAUCGAUCCUAAUGAUAAU
Messenger RNA from Bradysia coprophila, 1571 nucleotides. It is a transcript of the gene SecS, whose product is annotated as Sec synthetase. NCBI's taxonomy places the organism in Eukaryota, Metazoa, Arthropoda, Insecta, Diptera, Sciaridae. Gene Ontology annotation, biological process: conversion of seryl-tRNAsec to selenocys-tRNAsec; selenocysteine incorporation. Gene Ontology annotation, molecular function: O-phosphoseryl-tRNA(Sec) selenium transferase activity; tRNA binding. The record is from RefSeq and is a predicted model, not a curated record.